Anopheles stephensi (Asian malaria mosquito) is the source of this 3164-nucleotide messenger RNA. Its product is annotated as adhesion G protein-coupled receptor L1-like. Bases 319 to 1554 code for a protein of 411 amino acids. NCBI's taxonomy places the organism in Eukaryota, Metazoa, Arthropoda, Insecta, Diptera, Culicidae. Gene Ontology annotation, biological process: G protein-coupled receptor signaling pathway; cell surface receptor signaling pathway. The transcript is spliced from 8 exons. Gene Ontology annotation, cellular component: membrane. The record is from RefSeq and is a predicted model, not a curated record. Gene Ontology annotation, molecular function: G protein-coupled receptor activity.
GUUCUGCAACAAUUCAUUCAUGUUUUAUAACAAUACAUUUGCUUCCUUCGCUAUGGUACGAACCAUUGUCUGUGAAGUAUAGUUCUUUUUAAUUCGCAAAUAAACAUCGUCAGAAAACCAAAGGAAUAAGCAAACAAUGAAAAGUCUCAAAGAAUCCGUAUUGAUUAGUGCCAUUUCGUGUGUAUGUGUGUUGAUGUUUAUCAUGGCGAAAAGGCUUGGAACUUGGCAGUGUUUUCUACAAAGCAUAGACAACAAAUUAAAAAAGUACCUGUUAUACAGUACUUUUUGUGAAAACUUAGCGAAACAAUGUGAUAAAAAAUGGAAACCCUGUACACUGGGCACAUCCACGGAUUUCCACCCUCAGCAAACAUAUCAUAUGGAUCGUUAAACACUGCAUGGGGCUCACAGGGAGGUCUAAUUGCUCUGGGAGUAGUUUUGGGAAGCUCUGUAAGCUUAGUCGGGUUGGCAUUUGCAUUUAUCACGUACAGCUUAUUUUCAGAUUUAAAAUCAUUGGCAGGAACAACACUUUUAAGUCUUCUAGCAUCACUCUUCAUGAGCCAAUUAAUCUUUGUUAUUGGUGUAGGAGGAGUGCAGGACUCUGAGCUCUGUUUAUCACUGUCACUGGCCCUACUGUUCAUGAAGCUGGCAUCUCUCUGUUGGCUGUGUUGCUGCUGUCAUCAUGCUCUUGUAUUAUUUCGCUCAAACACGAAUCUUUCUUCGCACCGUGAAGCAACCAUGGGCAAAACAUUAAUUAGCUAUAGUAUCAUUUCUUGGGGAUAUCCACUGAUCAUGCUCGGUGUUGCAGCUGCCUUCAAAUAUAAGGAGCGAGAGUUGAAAACUAACGGUUACACACACGUACAAGUUAUUGCACAAAUAGUACAAGAAUUGAAUGGUGAUAAUCAUUGCUGGUUAAUGGAGGGAUCGGCAUACAUUUGGGGAUUUCUGGUGCCGGCGAUUGUACUACUCUUUUCCGGAUUUUACCUUGCCUGCCAGGGCGAAGAAGUUAUCAAAAUUGCAGCAGCACUGCAAGUUGACUCGCGUGCAAAAAAUAAAUUAGUCAAAAAACGUGGUUUACAAAUAGGAUUAUUUUUCAAGAUUUUAAUCGUUUUGUCAUCCGUGGUAGCUCUUGGUGCUAUUGCAUCAAUUUGGAAUGUAAUGGAGCUAUGGUCGGUGUACAGCAUUGCUCAGGGAAUACAGGGUCUCGUGGUAGCAUUACUAGUCUCUUGCAACUGUAAAGUUUUGAAGCUAUAUUCAGCACCUAAAACUCACAAAUCGCGCCGUGGAAUUUACCGCAACCUAAAGGACGGUGAUGGUGGCAGGUAUGGAAUCCUUUCCAUAUCCAACCCUAACUACGAGGAAACAGUACAUAUCGCUAAUGUUCCCGAGGAAAGUCCAUCUAGCCUUACCAAGAUGUCCUAUAAGGAAGGUUAUUUUGUAGAUCGCAUGGACAGUUCUGCUGCACCAGCCGCACUGGAUCACGCUUUUAAUGGUGAAUUAUCUACUGCACUCUCGAUUGAUGAGGUAUCGAAAACACCGCUGCCAGUUUCAGUGUAGAUGAAUGUGCAAUACAUCUUAUUGUUAUAAGUUUUAUGUUAAAACAAUACCAUGGAAUGCAGAUGCAAUCUGCUUGCUAGGUUGGACAAUAAGUUCUUGGUAGAAUAAAGAAUACUGCAACUGGAAGGAUAAACGCUUCAAUAAAUCCAAUUCGCAAUUGGUAUAAACCUAUCCAUAUCAAAACCAUGGAAUUAAUGAAAUAUCAAAUAACUCGCCGUCCAAACAUAAUCAGCAAAUUUUCCUAAUCAAGCAAUGAGGUGGAAAUGGGAAAAUUAAAUAUCUUUCUUAACAACUAAGAGUGUGAAUUAUUAUUUAAUCCGACACAACACAUACAUUUAUCACUAAACUGACAAACAAAAUGUGUAUGUUAUGUAUUCCGGAGGUGGACCAGUAGUAUAGGCGGUUUCUUCGUCGAUGUUCAUAAGAGAGAAUCGGUUAUCGAAUCCCGUCCCAACCGCUUCCCCGUACGAUUAACUAUGCCAGGACAAGGACUCUCGAGGUUUAGAGUCAAAGAAGAAGCUGAAAACCUACACGUUUGUUUGUUUCAAUGCUGUUAUGAUUUGUUUUUACAAAUUGGCGUUACAUGUGGUACAACACAUUUUUUGUGCUAACGAAAUGUACAUAAUAACAGAAGCUUUAGCAAACUCAAACACUAAUUAUUUAUUUUUAGUUUUAUGUUUCUCAUAAAUGCACGAGAUCAAGUUGAACAGCAUGUCCUAAGUCAAACAAUGCAUUUACAAACUGAUAUAAUGUAAUAAUUAUGUCUAAUUGUUUCGUAACAUGAUUUAAUAUAAUUCAAACACUAACCAGAUUGUUGUGAUACUUGCACAAUAAACACAGUACAAUAAGAUUUUGAAACGUUUUAGAAGAUAUUUGAUAAAACCCGUACAAAGGCAUUAUUUAUGGUGCGAAGUGUUUGGAUCUAUUAAAACGAACAGUAAACAAAAUGAUAUAAAAAGGAAGAAACAGUAAAUAACUACAACGUCCAACAUAGUUUACUCAGUCAUGAUCGUUUGACCAUACAUGUAAUUGAAUUACAAUGUUCUUGCAACAGAAAAUAAUAUUCAACGUGUUUUGCCCAUUUAAGAAAAAUAACAAAGUUUUCACAGCAAUGGGAGUAUGCAUUUUUUUAUUUACCAAAUCAAUAUUUUUAGUCUACACACUUCUUUGGAUAUUUUGUAUCGUCACUAUCAUUCCAACAAUUCUAUAAUAACUCUGAAAAAGUAUUGUUAGUGUAUUGCAUUUUUAUAGCCUUAUGUGAACUGCGUUUCGACAAGGAUAAAAAAUUAGCAUUAGGAUCAUGUAUAUGCAGUAAUAACAUCUAUUUAAGACCAUAUCAAAUCCAGCGAAAUCAUCAUAUCCUGCAGAAUAUCUUUAGGCAAUAGUAGAGUUGUAUCUUUGUAGUCUCUAAUAUUUUAAACAUUAUAUUGUUAGAAAUCUUAAGCGUUUAAAACGGGAUAAGAAAACUAUUUAAGUUAUGUGUAUGUGAGUGUGUCUGUUUGUAUAACCGAUCGAUUUAAUAAAAAUGCAAACAACAACUUAUCAAAAACCCAUUUUUGUAAUCUGUUCCCUUAUAAAAAUUCUACCCAUUUUUGUUUUUUUUUUUGUUU